Colletotrichum truncatum is the source of this 486-nucleotide messenger RNA. RefSeq names its product seed maturation protein pm25-like protein. The record is from RefSeq and is a predicted model, not a curated record. Lineage: Eukaryota; Fungi; Ascomycota; Sordariomycetes; Glomerellales; Glomerellaceae.
AUGAUAUCAUCUGCCUAUGUUCGAUUCCUUUUCCACUAUAAAACCUGCCCCCUUCAUAGAGGUGAGAAUGAUAAUCGCUACAACACUAACGAAAACACAAUCCAACGUCGCCUCAAAUUACAACCUUUUACAAUGGAGCCUGAAUUUCCGAACAAGAGCGAGCUUCAAAAGCAAGCCGUCGAAGGCAGACCCAUCACUCAGACUGAGGCUUCAACUGUCGCAACACUAGAGUCGAAUAUGACCGGCUCUGGGCCCAUCAAAGGCGGUAGCGCGGCCACGGCACAAAGUCUGCAUGACAAGCAGCAAAACUUUGUGGCCACAGCUGGCGAAGUUGCGCGGAAGCCUGCGAAUGAGAUUACAAAAGAGGAUGCUGCACAUGUGCAAAGUGCAGAGGCUCGCGUAUUAGGAGGUCGACCGCCCAAAGGAUCCACGUCUGCUGAUGUGCAGUCGCUUGCUGAUGAGAAUGAGAAAACAAAGGGAUCAUGA